This is a messenger RNA of Coccinella septempunctata (seven-spotted ladybird), 662 nucleotides long. RefSeq lists its product as uncharacterized. Bases 100 to 558 code for a protein of 152 amino acids. The transcript is spliced from 2 exons. Lineage: Eukaryota; Metazoa; Arthropoda; Insecta; Coleoptera; Coccinellidae. The record is from RefSeq and is a predicted model, not a curated record.
UUUUCAUUCAUUCCCUGAAUUUCGAAGAGUGAAGUUCCUAAUUCUUAAAAUUUUAGUUAUACUUUUAAAGUUGAAAAUUGGCGUUAUACGAAAAUCAAAAUGUCUGCUCAAAUACCAAUACAAAGUUCUUGGGAGGAGUUCAUACUGCCGACAAGGAUUGCCUUCUUGACUCAAGAAAAAUUAAACAAAUUGAGAAAAAUAGAGUUACGUAAGAAGGUGAUCAUUCACGAUUUAAUUCGAAAUAAUCAGAGUGUGCUGGAUCGUUUAAAAGAUCUGAGAUUCUAUAGAGGCAGUCAUUCAGCGAAUCUGAGAAGAACAUCAGAAAUUCUUGAUGUCAAAUUGACUAAGGCUUUAUAUAUUAAGAGAAUAUUGGAAAUAACUGUCCGCGGAAAGAAGAAGAAGGAAAUACUGAACAUGGAAAUAUCCGAAUUAGGUGGAGCGAUCAGACACCAGAAAACUCACAGGCAUCGUGAUUUUGAACCAACCAUAUCUCCACUAGCCAUAUAUUCAAAUGAUAUGCGGAAUCGCGGAAUGAAGAGAAAACGAGAUUAUCGAUAAAAUGGAUUGAAUCAAGAUAAAUUAAUAAACGAAUGUAAAUAUUGUAUUGCUAUUGUAAAUAAACAUACAGUUAUUUUGAAAAUAAAUUGGUUGGGAAUUAAAGG